AACGACCAUGGUUUUGCCUCUGUUCGAUGGAAAAAAACAAACAAAAUCUCACCAGAAGGCUUGCGUCAGAUCUAAGAGAGGAAGAGAGCUUUCACAGAGUAUAAUCAACCGACACAGCGAAGGCAAGAACAAAAGAAUAACGACGACGACGACGACGAGGAAGAAGAAGAAAAAGAAGGAAAAUUAGGGUUUCUUCCCUCGUUCUACUCUGUAUUGGAUCGAGAGUGGAGAUUUGAUGGGGAGGAUGAGUUGUUAUUGAUACGUGGUGUGGACGAGGGAUUGAUUACGGAGUAGAUCAGAUGGAGAAGAAUAAAAAGAAGAACGAUAUGCUCGCCGCGGGGAUGAAAAAGUUCCAACAAUAUAGGCAGACGAAGGGGACUAAAGGGAGUGGCCAAGGAAAAUCUACUCGUAAGAGUAGUAAGUCCGAACGUGAGGUGCAUGCUGAACUCGCAUCAGCUGCUGAUAAACCGUCAGCCUCGGCCUUGGCUGAUGGGGAUCCGUUGUCACCUCAAGAUGCUGAUGUGGACUCUGUUGAUUCGUCGUUGUCACUUUCUGUGGGGAGUUCAGUUGUUCUUGAUACUGAUAUGUCAACACUUGAGUCAUCGGGUUCAUCUGUUGGAGCAGAGUUGAACAGAGGGGAAAGUUUAUCAGCUAGUGGUUCUGUAUUGGCAUCUGUUGAUUUGCGAAAGGAAGAAACUUUGCCAACCCUUGAUGCUAAAAUACAACCUGGAGUUGAUCCAUCAUCUGCACUUGUUACGGGUAAACUUAAUUCUUUUGAGGCUGAUGCAUCAUGGGUUAAUUCACCAGGGACUCCACCCGUGGAAAUGGUGGUGGGAGGGGAGUCUGUCAAUGAUGCAAAGCUGGUGUCUGUUGAGUUGCUGACUUCACCUGCUACAGUGGAAACUACUGAGGGUGUUGCUGUUGCAGUCAAAAUGGCAGAAACCUAUUCGUCGAUGAUUAAUUCAAGGGAAGAUCAGGAAGCUGCUGGUUCGGGUUCAAAUCAAUAUGAUGGGAAUGAUGAAAAAUAUUUACAUGAUGAUGAGAGUUCAGAAGUUGGAUACGUGAAGGUAGAGCAUGAAAUAGAUGGGGGAGUUCUUGAAACCAAGUAUGAGGGAAGUGGUGAAAAUCUUGCAAUGGCAGUUCCAGAUGGGGAAGACACGAGAAAGCCAAUCCAUGGGAUGGGUGGUAUUUCUAUUUCCACUGAGACAACUCACAAGCAAGAAGGUACCCGAGCUUCUGAUCUUCUAUUGAUAUCAGAAGUGCAGAAGGAAGAUCUAGUUGCAGCUUCUUCUCACAAAAAUAAUUUGGGAAGUUUAUCAGCAUCAUGUGAUCUAGUGUGUGAAUGGAAAGAAGGGGUUCAACCUGAUAUGGAACGAGGAAUGAAAAUGCAUGAAGUAAAUGAACAACUGGCUUUUCCUGGUGGAGCUGGUUUACAUGCUACUAAAAUUCAUCAAAAGCCCUUGGAAGUAAUAGGGAGGGAUUCAGAUCAAGGGGAUGUGAGUAAUUUCAUUGUGCUGAGAGGUGGCUCUGCUGAUGUUUUAGAGAGUUUUAAGGAGGAAUUUUACUUCACAUAUGUUGCAAAAGAACUCCUCCAAUUGCAACUGGCAGAACAGAUCGAGCUACAACUUGAAUUUGAUCAGCAUAAUUGUCAGUUGGUUGACGAAGUUUGCAGGCUCAAUGCUCUACUCAAAGAAACUCAGAAAGCCAACCUAAGUCUCAAUAACGAACUUGUAGAGUAUAAAUCUGAUAUUCAGGCUGUGAGAGUAGAGGAGAAGGAGCAGUUUGAAACACAACUUUUCACUGCAAGAGGAGGGAUUGAGGAAACUGCUUCCAGGGCUCAUGAUUUGCAGGCUAAACUGGAAAGAUCACAGGAGGAUUAUGGGGUUCUAUUGGCAGAGUUGGAUGAACUCAAAAGCUUAGUGGCAUCUUUACAAAAGGAAAAUACCAACUUAAAUGGGAGUGUCACAUCGCUGAAAGAGGAGAACGAGAAGCUUCAGGAGGGUAAAAUGCAUGUUGUCCAUGAGAAUGAGAAACUUUCAGCCGAUCUUGUUGAUCAUCAGGAACAGUUGGUGAAGGAACGUGGUAAAUAUAUGCAACUUGAGGUUGACCUUAAAGAAGCAAUUGCACGUCUUGAACAAGUUACUGUGGAAAAUACCAACUUAAAUGGGAGCCUUAUGUCACUUAUGGAGGAGAAAAAUAAGUAUGAAGAGGAGAAAGGGUAUUUUUCACAUGAUAAUGAGAAACUCCUAGCCAUGCUUGCUGAUCAUCGGGAACAGUUAGAUAAGGAAUCUGGUAAAUAUUUGCAACUUGAGGUUGACCAUGAAGAGGCAAUAGUGCACCUUGAACAACUCACUGUUGAAAAUGCCAACUUAAAUGGGAGUCUCACAUCACUGACAGAGAAGAACAAGAAGCUUGAGCAGGAGAAAGGGUAUUUUGCACAUGAACAUGAGAAAUUUUUAGCUGAGCUUGCUCUUUAUCAAGAUCAGCUAGCUAAGGAAUGUGGUAAAUACAAGCAGCUUGAGGUUGAUCAUAAAGAAGCAAUUGGACGUCUUGAACAACUCACUGAAGAAAAUGUGUUUCUUUCAAGCAGCCUAGAGAUGCAUAAAGCUAAGACGAAAGAAAUUAAUGCUAUGCAACCAAUCAGUCAGGCUGGAGAACGUAGAAAUCGGCUAGACAGUUCUGAUAUGCUAAGCAUGGGUCAUUAUAAUUCAACUUUAGAUGAAACUUCUCAGCAAAUUCAGGAAAAAUGUGAUGGAGAGAUUGCUUCUGGUGUCAUGGGGAAAUCUGCAGACUUGAGCAUUAUGGAAAAGGAAGUGGUUGAUGUUUCUGUUGGAACUAUAGAAUUGAUGGAUCACUUGAAGCUGGUGGAGGAGGCUGAGGGAAUAAUUAUGCAACUUGAAAAGGCGAUUGAAGGGUUGCACUCUCAGUCAACAUCCUUAAGUAGAUCAGGUGGUAUAGCGUCGUCCGCUGGAGUAUCAAAAUUGAUUCAAGCAUUUGAGUUGAAAGUUCACCAAGAUGACAGUGAACCAGAAGAGGUACCUCUGCUUGAAGGAGAACGAUCAGCACCAGAUCCAUUUCAAUUGGCAAAGGUGCAAAUUGGCCACAUGAGAGAUGUGCUCAAGGAGUUGAAUCUUAAUUUUAUCAAGGUUGAUGAACUAUUCAAGGAAGAGCAAAACAAUAAGAAACUAUCUGCUGUUGCUUACAAGGAGCUGAAGGCACUAUAUGAAGCUUCAACGCAACAAAGCAAUAAUCUUGGAACAAAGAACAGUGAACUUAAGGUUCUCUGCAAUGCUUUAAAGCAACAAGUCGGGGAUCUUGAAGCAAAAAACAGUGAGCUUGUUGAUAAGCUGACUGUGUAUCAAUCAAGAAUUUGUCAUUUACAGAACCAGUUGCAUGAAAUACAGCGAAGUUCAGAUGAGACAGCAGCCACAAUGUUCAGUCAAGUAGUAAACCUGGAAAAUGUGGUGGAUGAAAAGUUAGCUGUAUAUCAAUCAAGAAUUGGUGAUUUGCAGAGCCAGUUGCAUGAAGUAAAGCAAAGUUUAGAUGAGAUGGCAGCCAUGAUGUUCAGUCAAGUAGAAAAUCUGCAGAAGGAGGUGGAUGAGAAAGCAUCCAUUGUUGAUCAAGAAUGGAACUCUAUUGUUGCUGUAAUUUACAAGACAGUUGAGGAGCUUGAUGCAUCUAUUGGAAGAUUCUGUCCUCCCCAUGGUUCGAUGUUCCUUUCUGAUGGUUUUGAUGUAGAUUCCCGUAUUUCUGCUUCUGUAAAUGCUGCGAUCAAAGUUAUUGAGGAUCUGCAUAUGAAACUUCAAUCAGCUUGCACAGAUCAUGAAGUGACACGUUGCUUACAUGAAGAAUUAAGUGAAAAGUUUUCUGAUUUGCAUAGAAGAAACGAAUUGGCUGUAGUGCUAUUAAAUAGAAUUUAUGGAGAUCUAAGAGAACUUAUUAAUGCCUCACAUGGAGAUGUAGAAGAAAAUGAUAUGGAUAUGAAUGAUGUAAUAUUGCUUGAUCCUUUACAACCAAAUCACUAUGAAGCCCUCAUAGAACAGUUGGGCAAGUUGCUAGAUGAGAGGCUACAACUGGAGAAUGCAAAGAGUGAGCUCGAGUUGGAAUUGACAAAGCGAACACAAGAAGUUGAAGAUAUGAAUAAAAGCAACCUCAUAGAACAGUUGGGCAAGUUGCUAGAUGAGAGGCUACAACUGGAGAAUGCAAAGAAUGAGCUCGAGUUGGAAUUGACAAAGCGAACACAAGAACUUGAAGAUAUGAAUAAAAGCAACCUUGACACAAAAGCUGUUCUUGAGUUGGUUGAAGAUGUUGAGGGCAUAAUUAAGGCGGAAGCCAGGGAGAUUGACUCAGAUAAGUCACCGGUUUCACUCCUGGGGUCUUCAAUUGCUGUUCUUAUCCAAAAGUACAGACAAGCUAGUGAGCAGGUCAGCUUGUCAAAGGACAGUUUCGAGUCUAAGGUAACAGAACUGAAUGAACUGAAGGGAAGGAUGCUUGAAAUAAGCUCCUUGAAUCUUCAACAAGAAGAUGAAAUUCACCUUCUAAAGGGAAGUUUAAGCAAGACAGAGGAGGCCCUUCAAGCUGUAUGUACUGAUUUACAAGCAAAAGUAACUGAACUAGAGCAGUCAGAGCAGAGGGUAUCUUCUCUUAGAGAGAAACUUAGUAUAGCUGUUGCAAAAGGCAAAGGCUUGAUCACACAGCGAGACGGUCUAAAACAGUCAUUGGCAGAGACAUCCAGUGAACUUGAGAGGUGCUCACAGGAAUUACAGUUGAAAGACACUCGGCUUCAUGAGGCUGAGAUAAAACUUAAGGCUUAUUCUGAGGCAGGUGAGCGUGUCGAAGCUCUAGAAUCUGAACUCUCGUACAUUCGGAACUCGGCUACUGCAUUAAGAGAAUCUUUUCUCGUUAAAGAUUCCAUUCUUCAGAGGAUAGAAGAGCUAUUGGAAGACCUUGAUCUUCCAGAGCAUUUUCACUCCAGAGAUAUAAUUGAGAAGAUUGAGUGGCUGGUAAGAUCAGUAAUGGGGAACUCAUUGCCUCUGGCUGACUGGGAUCAGAAAAGUUCUGUAGGUGGUGGGUCUUAUUCUGAUGCAGGUUUUGUUGUUAUGGAUGCCUGGAAAGAAGAUGUACAGCAGAGCUCAAAUCCAGCUGAUGAAUUGAGAAUAAAAUAUGAGGAGCUUCAGAAUAAGUUCUAUGGCUUGGCUGAGCAAAAUGAGAUGCUGGAACAGUCAUUAAUGGAAAGGAACAACCUUGUGCAAAGGUGGGAAGAAAUCUUGGACAGGAUAAAUAUGCCCUUGCAGUUGCGGUCGAUGGAGCCAGAAGAUAGGAUUGAGUGGUUAGGAGGUGCACUCUCUGAGGUUUACCAAGAUAAGGAUCUUCUCCAGAGGAAGAUUGGGAACCUUGAAAGUCAUUGUGGGUCAGUCACAGCUGACUUGGAAGAGUUGCAAAGGAAAAUAUCUGAGCUUGAAGUGACACUUCAAGCGGUUACUCAUGAAAAGGGCCUCCUUUCUGAAAAUCUGGAAAUUCUCACUCUUGAACUUGAAAAUGUCUCCAAGAAAGCGACUCAAUAUGAACUUGAGAAAUAUAAUUUGAUGAAUGAACUAACUGGUUUGCAAGAGAAGUUGGUUCAGAAGCUUGAGAUUGAGGAGUAUCAUCGCCAUAUGGAGGAUGAGAUUAGGAGAUUGCAGGUUUUAAUUAGUGAUGUACUGCAGGAUUAUGGUACAGAACACAUGGUGCCUGGCAGUAGUAAUACUGAAUGUCUAGAAGGAUUUCUGAGGAAGCUUAUAGACAACUAUAGAGCCCUCUCCAUGGAUAAAUCAGCACUUGAAGGCACAGUGAAGGAAAUUGUUCCGAAAGAAGUUGAUGCAUCAAACUAUGAAAGGAGAGGUAAAGAUGUAUUAGAUUCCGCAGAGCUGAAUAUGACAGUUUAUAAGAAAGAACUUGAGGAGGCUUUGAGUAAUCUGUCUCAUGUGAAGGAGGAGAGGGACAAAACUAUGGAGAAGCUUCAAUCUUUGAUUUCUGAAGUUGAUGUGCUAAAUGCACAAAGAGAUGACCUGAAAGAGAGACUUAAUCAGGAGGAACAGAAGUUGAUUUCCACAAGAGAGAAGUUAAAUGUUGCAGUUAGGAAAGGGAAGGGGUUGGUGCAACAGAGGGACAGUCUAAAACAAACCAUUGAAGCGAUGAACACUGAGAUGGAACACUUAAAGAGUGAGCUUAACCAUCGGGGAGAUGUUCUUGUGCAUUAUGAACAGAGAAUAAAAGAAUUGUCUGCCUAUGCAGAGAAGGUACAGACUCUAGAAUCUGAGAGUUUGUUCUUAAGGAAUCGUCUGUCAGAGACUGAGCACAAUUUGGAGGAUAGCAAUCGGACCUUGAACAGGUUAUUAAAUACUUUACAUGGAAUUUCUGUUGAGGGUGACUUUAGUGUCAUUGAUCCUGUACAGAAGCUGGAAGGAAUAGGGAAACUGUAUCAUGAUUUGCAUGCAGCUUUAGCAUCAACAGAGCAUGAAGCAAAGAAGUCUAAAAGGGCAACUGAACUGCUUCUAGCAGAGCUGAAUGAGGUCAAUGAAAGGGCUGAUGGCCUACAUGAGGAGUUAGCAAAGGCAGAGGCUUUUCUUGCAGAAGUUUCCAAGGAAAGAGAUGUGAUGGUUUCUCAAAGAGAUGAAGCCCUUUCACAUCUUGAAAAGUUGAUUACUCUUCAUUCAGAAGAAAGAAAGAACCAGUAUUCAGAAGCUAUGGAGUUGAAAGCUGCCAUUGAUCAACUCAGGAAUGGAUGCUUUGGUGUUAAAAAAUUGGUAGAAGAUGUUCUUAUCAAGGAGUUGGGGCUUUUAAAUGAUGUAGAUGCUAGUAUGAGCACAUUGUUGAAACAAAUGAAUAGCAAUAAUGUGCUUUUCUCUCCUCUCAAGUCAUCUCAUGGAUUUCUUUCCAGCAACUCAAUGGAAGAGGGGAAAUUUCCUACUACUGGUACUUUCUCAGAGAUGAAGAUGCAGGAUCAUUUUGAUGAGAGCAUUAUAAAUGAAGUGCUUCAUCAUGUUGGUAACGGAUUGCGUGAAUGCAAUAGAGAAAUUGAUUCUCUGAAAGAAAAAAUUCACAAACACUCCAUCUCUGCUGACCAACAAGCUGUAAGCCUGUCUAAAGUCAUGGAGACUCUUCAUGGGGAAAUAGUUUCUCAGAAAGAAUCCUUGGAACACCUGAAGAAAGACGUCACUUGUUCAGAGUUGAUGAAAAAGGGACAAGAUACUGAAAUUUUUGUGAUGCGUCGAGGUGUUGCCUUGCUUUAUGAAGCAUUCACUACCUCAAUUUUUGAAAUUGAGAAUCAGAAAACCCAAAUGGUUGGAAAUGUUUUGGAAUCUAAAGUAAAUGUGUUAGCAAACAUGGGGAUGGACUUGAAAUUGCCAACAUACAUCAAUGGACGAGACCCUGUUGAUGAACAAGUUCUUGUUACAACAGAAGAAUGCAUUAAGAAAAUAGCAGAAAGCUUAUUAACAGCAGUUAGGGGUUUGACAAGUAUGUUAGAGGACAGACAAAAGGAUCUGAAAUCCACCAUAUUUAAUCUGCAGAAAGAACUUCAGGAGAAGGACAUCCAGAGUAAUAUGGUCUGUGGGGAGCUUGUAAGUCAAAUCAAGGAAGCUGAAGCUGUUGCUAGGAGGUACUCACUAGAUCUUGAAUCUGCUAAAGACCAGGUGCAUAAAUUGGAGAAGCAGUUAGAGAUGCUGGAGGAACAGCGAAACUUAUUAGAGUUGAGGAUAAAAGAGCUACGGCAUGAGGAAGCCUCCUCAAUGGAAUUGCAGGAGAGAAACAAAUUAUUAGCAGAUAAGCUAACUUCCAAAGAACAAGAAAAUGAGGCACUCAUGCAAGCACUUGAUGAAGAGGAAUUACAGAUGGAAGAAUUGACAAAAAGGAUAGAGGAGUUGGAGAAAGUAGUGCAACAAAAGAAUCUAGAUUUGGAGAACCUUGAAGCUUCUCAUGCGAAGGCUAUGGAAAAUCUUUCUAUCACUGUGACCAAGUUUGAUGACCUUCAUCAUCUAUUUAAAAGCCUCCUCUCUGAGGUUGAGAGUCUUCAAUCGCAAUUGCAAGGUCGAGAUGCAGAGAUAUCAUUCCUACGUCAAGAGAAUACAAAGUUGACUGAUAAUCUUCUAGCUUCAUCACAUAACAAGAAAAAUUCGGAUGAGAUCAAUGAGGUGAUGACAUGGUUGGACAUGAUCAUUUCACGUCUUGGGGUGCAUGAUUUACAUCUUGGUGAUAGCGAUUGCAACCGGAUGCAUGCAUACAAAGAUAUUAUUGAUAAGCAGAUCACGUCUAUCAUGUCAGAAUCUGAAAAUCUACGGGUAAUGGCUCAAAGCAAAGAAGCUCUGUUACAAGAAGAAAAGAGUAGGAUAGAAGAACUUUUGCACAAAGAAGAAACUCUUGAGAGGUCUUUACAAGAGAAGGAAACCCAACUGGCUUUGCUUCAAGGUUCAGGAGUUUCUGGCCCAUCAAACAAUAUGACCACCACUGAGAUUUUGGAGGUUGAACCAUUUAUAAACAAAAGGACAGUUACUGGGGCAUCUCAUGUUCGCAGUCUGCGCAAGGUUAAUAAUGAUCAAGUUGCCAUUGGAAUAGACAUGGAUCCUGCUGAUGGUGUUCUAAAUGAUGAAGAUGAUGACAAAGUGCAUGGUUUCAAGUCACUUUCCACAUCAAAGAUUGUCCCAAGGUUUACAAGGCCUGUAACUGAUAUGAUUGAUGGCUUAUGGGUUUCAUGCGACAGAGCAUUAAUGAGGCAACCUGCUCUACGUCUUGGAAUUAUAAUCUAUUGGGCUGUAAUGCAUACACUACUCGCAACAUUCAUAGUUUAAGGGUUUUCAUUGCUACCUAGUUGUUUACAUGAACAAGUGCAGUUUCAAGUCAAAAUUAUGCUUCUAAAGGGAAUUCAUACUAAUCUGUAUAACAUUGAUUCUUUCUAGAUUUAGGAUGGAUCGGGUUGAUUGAUUUAUUUUUGCUAGCUCAACCAUGCAGCUGUGAUUGUCCCUUUUUUUUGUCCAUUACAAAUCUCAGUCUGUUCUGGUUGAAUUCAAUAAAAUCAUAUUACCAUCACAGAUAGAAUGAAAAAUUUAAGCCUUCGUUAGUUCAUCACAAUCAGAAGUUGUAUAUUUACGAUAUAUCUUACAAUGGAUUCUUUUUAUUACAAAGGACUCAAUUUACUUUUGAA
This is a messenger RNA of Nelumbo nucifera (sacred lotus), 9178 nucleotides long. RefSeq names its product nucleoporin. Lineage: Eukaryota; Viridiplantae; Streptophyta; Magnoliopsida; Proteales; Nelumbonaceae. The record is from RefSeq and is a predicted model, not a curated record.